AUGGAGUGCGGUCGCCGGUGCAUGCGUGCGUAUAAUAUGGACGUACCGAUUUACAGAGGAUCAAAUUCAUCUCUUGUUGUAACACCGGACGGUGGAGCGUUCUUUGGCCAAGACGGUUUAGGUGAUACUGGCGAAUAUUUAACUGAUUUAGUCACAGCUAAACUAAAAACUGCUGUACAAGCUCUCAUAGACUUCUCAGUAAUGUAUAAGGAUAAAGGUAAAUUGACUAUAAUCACAUUAGGUACAUUAACUAACGUGGCUUUGGCAAUAAAAAGUGACCCACAUUUUCUGGACCGACUUGAACAUCUUUAUGUUGCAGCUGGUCAUAUUCACGAUGAAAACAAUACAGAAGCUGAAUUCAAUUUGCAUAUGGAUGUAGAAGCUUAUCACAUAGUCGCACAGAACGCAAAUCCCGACAAAGUCACUUUCUUUCCGUUCUCACAAGUGAUGAAGCAUUUAAAUAUAUCGAGAGAAUGGAGAGAGCAAGUAUUCGGUGCCAUCGAUUCGGACAUCGUAAGGGCUCAAAAUAAAUUUGAGCGGUACGCGAUCGAGCAAAGCGACCGUUGGCACGCGCUCGACCCUGCGGCAGUAGCUGUGGCGUUGAAUCCAGAACUAGUCACAGAAUAUAAGUAUAUUAAGCAAGAAGUUGGACUUUGCGGUUCGAAGAGAGGUAUAAUAUCACAUAGUUUCGUAGAAAAGAAUGAAAGCAUGGGGCGACUUAUAUACUCAGUAGAUGAAGAAAAAUACAAAAAGUUUUUGAUGGAUGUAUUUUCAGCAUAAUGUUCAAUACAAGAAAUAUAGUUCUAUUUUAAUAAUCAGAUGUUUUGCUUUUUAUACCAAAAUAUAUUUUUAUUUUCUAUGCAAAUGUAAUGC
Molecule: messenger RNA, 873 nt
Organism: Diatraea saccharalis (sugarcane borer)
Lineage: Eukaryota; Metazoa; Arthropoda; Insecta; Lepidoptera; Crambidae
Source: the annotation of a GenBank genome assembly